Mytilus californianus (California mussel) is the source of this 354-nucleotide messenger RNA. RefSeq lists its product as uncharacterized. The transcript has 3 exons. The record is from RefSeq and is a predicted model, not a curated record. The coding region runs from base 1 to 354 and encodes 117 amino acids. Lineage: Eukaryota; Metazoa; Mollusca; Bivalvia; Mytilida; Mytilidae.
AUGCCUUUUCCAAAACACAGUACAUCAUUAAAAGUGAAUGCACCAGAAUUCAUUGAUCAUCUUUUAAAUGUAGCGCUGAAUGAGGAACCAAUUUAUAUCGUUGUAGCAUCUAUCCCAUGUGAACGCUUAUGGCCGUGGUUGGGACUGGCACUAAACACACACCCACAUCAAUUUGGGCCAUAUAAAGAUUGGGUGAUGAAAUACUUUAGUCCAGUAUAUGCUGGUUAUCAUAAAUUUGAAGACAUUGCCAAUGCUGGUUACGUUAAAGGCAAAAUAAACAAGGAUAAAGCACUGCAGAUUUACACAAAAUCAAUGGAUGGAGAGGCUGUUUUUUUCAAUUCUAUACCAGUUUGA